AUGGCCGGUCGAAUGCUACUAUCUCGUCGGUUCCUUCAUGGGCUGAGGGUGGUUUAUAAAGAUGAGAAACUGAAGCAAAUGCUAAAGAAGUUGGGAAUGCAGCUUCAGAAGGGCCAAAUCAACCAUGACGAAGACCAAGGUCACGCUCGCGAGAUAGAGGAACCUUCAAGUCGACUGAAACCAGUGGCAACUAUACGCCAACCCCCGCUGCAUCAUCAGAAUAUCCUUUCAUAUUACUACGACAUCAUCUCCCAUAUGUCCGAAGAUGACCUUAUCAUACAACAGAAUUGCGAUCAAGGUAGACAACUCUUCUCCGUGCCAUCCGAUCAUUUCCUUGACCGCAAAUCUAUCAUUGCCAAUCUUCCUGACGAAAUAAACUUGCAAGACUCAAAACAAAUGGAACAAGUCGACGAGAUUUACAAAAAACUCUCAGAGUUGGACAAUGAUAAACUGGUUCAUUUAAAGUACUACAAGCGUUAUUUGAAUGACUAUGACGAUCCGGUGCAAACACUUAUACAGGGGUUCAACGGCAUAGAUAAAAAGUUCAAACUUUUACGUCGAAUGGAAAUCGAUUCGUUGAGUCUUGCUCCAGGUGCUUAUUUGUAUCUUGAAAACUUAUUCAAUCUUCCCUACAAUGUUGUUGGUUUUGAUCGCCUGUUUCUGGGUCUUCCACUUCGUAAGGAGCCCAUCGAAAAAUGCUUACCCCAAGAGUUCGUUGAAGACCUUCCAUGGUUCAGUACCAAAGUUUCUUUGCAUAAGAGAGAUCUUGAUUUUAUUGACCCAGAACAUUCCGUUUUGGUCGACCCAAAAAAGAUUACAAAGCACUAUCGGAACAAAAUGGACGGCUAUCGAAAACACGUGGAUAUGCCACCGAAUCUGAUUGUAAUUCCCGAUAUUACUAGAUAUCAUCAGCUUCCUCAAAACCCUGACAUAUCCGUGCGCAUUGAAAAUGAGAUAUUGUUGAUGCGCAAGAUGCUAGUAAACGAGAUAUCUGGUGUGCUUAAGGCUGGCUCUCCACUGACACGCCAUGUUGAAUUUCUGUUUAAGGACCUCAAAACAAAUCAAUGGAAACUCUGUGAAUCGCGCCUGCGCAAUACAGAUUCCAUGUAUGAGUACCGGAAUGUCGAAAAAGAGUUUAAUCUCGUGCCCAACUUUGCCAAUAUCAUGCGAUCCGUAAAGCAUCGUCGACAAUUGAAGGCCCACUUAGUCAAAUUGUUUUUGAUAAAUGUCGAAGACCAAGUUGACAUCUUGACCAGAAUAAAGUACUUGGAUGAUAAAGCUAUUGAAAAGUUCUUGCAAAAGUUGGUUCAGAACAUCAAUAAUGUCAUCAAAUACAAGUUGAUGCAUCACUUUAAGCCUAUCAAAAUACCUUGUGACAUAGACGCUUUGAUGUUUGAACCCUAUCAAAAUAGCAACCCACACUUCAAGCGCCUCCACUGGUUGAAUCGCUGGAAGCUUGAUCGGGAGUUCCGUCCAGUGCGCCGAGUAGGUGUGAAAUGCAAUUGGGGAAAUUUCGAAAAUUACGUUGAAUAA
Messenger RNA from Diutina rugosa, 1533 nucleotides. RefSeq lists its product as uncharacterized. The transcript has a single exon. The record is from RefSeq and is a predicted model, not a curated record. NCBI's taxonomy places the organism in Eukaryota, Fungi, Ascomycota, Pichiomycetes, Serinales, Debaryomycetaceae. Bases 1 to 1533 code for a protein of 510 amino acids.